Alosa alosa (allis shad) is the source of this 5525-nucleotide messenger RNA. RefSeq names its product DNA-binding protein SATB1 (gene satb1b). Gene Ontology annotation, molecular function: DNA-binding transcription factor activity, RNA polymerase II-specific; RNA polymerase II cis-regulatory region sequence-specific DNA binding. NCBI's taxonomy places the organism in Eukaryota, Metazoa, Chordata, Actinopteri, Clupeiformes, Clupeidae. Gene Ontology annotation, biological process: chromatin remodeling; regulation of transcription by RNA polymerase II. The transcript is spliced from 14 exons. Bases 1376 to 4072 code for a protein of 898 amino acids. The record is from RefSeq and is a predicted model, not a curated record.
GAUGCACAAUGCUGUAUUUUCGCAUUGACGGCUGUGGAAUAGUCGAAGGUCCGGCUCAAGGCCUUUUUAGUCGUUAGAUUCUAGUGCUUGCUUCGUAGGUUAUGUUGUUUAUUCGCAAGGCGUUCGUGUGAGCAUGUGUAUAUGUGCGUGUGUGUGUUAUUCAGUAAUAAAUGCAGAACCGCCUCACUCUAAUCAAGCUGAUUAAAAAUUCCUGCGCGCACAGCCGGAAAUCGCACCAUCCUCUCUGUUUUCUCCGCACUUUUUACUUUAUUUUCGAGUCGUUCCUCCACCAGGACAUCGUCUGUCACGGGAGACCAUCUCGUUCGCCUCGAAUUCCGGCUUAAAUCUGCUUGUUACGGGCGUAUUUUCUUUUGAAAUGAGGAGGAAAAGGAAAGCCGAGACAGCGCCAGCACCAGCGAGGGGAGUGAUGAGUCAAUACAACUAAUAAUUUAAUGGGGACACAGGAAAAGGGAGAAAGAAAGGGGAGCUCCGUCCGGGCACAAAUUAAACGAACAGAAAACAGUCUUACCCAGGGAACUAUAAAGCAUCUAUGCAUGCCUUAAUCGCCUUAGAUGUCGUAAAGUAAAUCGUACUUUUAACCUGUUUGGGUCCGCAGAUCAUAGCUACGUCGUCUUACCACGAGAAACCAGAUUAUUGUCGCUUCAUGCUCUCCCGGACAGUCGCGAGGCUAAAUUCAUUCCACGUUAUUUUUUAUGUUAUAGAUGCUUACAUACCCACUGCAUAUCAGAGGACUUGUCGCUUGUGACUGUAUGCAGCUAUGGUUACUUUUAUUUUCGACGUGUUCUGUACGUAAGGACGCUUCGUAGUCCUGGUGGGUUAGCGACAGAACUAAACUCGCUACACUUGCAGCCGAUACCGUACUAUGCUGUGGACAGCGUUAACUUUCUUUUAAAAGGGUUUAAUUUUCCUUUCAUGACGUCGGAGAACGCGGACAACUCGGUAGCCUAGGCUACCAACAACUGGUUUUUCAGAUAUUUUUUUCUUGAAUUAAUAAUAGACUGUGUUAUCGGUUUUCUGUUCAUCUGUAUGUUGUAUUGAUUGACAAUUGAUUUUGAUGCUACGAGAGUAGCAUGUCGUCAAGAACAACUCUUUUUGCAAAAGGAUUGUAGAUAUUUUCUGCAAGUCAGACCUAACGUUAGAAAGCAGCAAACAUUGAAGUUUCUUUUCCCAACAAAACUUGAAGACGCUUUUCACCCCGACGACUUUAUAUGCUUUCGAGUUCUGAAGUGGUCACUGAAAAAACCUGACCUGGAUCACACUGCUGCAGGGUGCGGAUUGAGUGGUUAGGCUACUUACUUCACUGUGGUCGAUUUGCUUUGACUUCAUGUGAUAGCAAGCAGUGGCGCUGAGAGCUAUGGAGCAUCUCGGCGAGACGUGCCUGGGGAAGGAGAACUGUGAGCUGGUGGCGGCCGGCCUGGGCGAGGCCAAGGGGCCCCCAGCCAAGCUGGCCCGGCUGGAGCAGAACGGCAGCCCGCUGGGCCGCUCGCGCCUGGGCAGCUCCGGGGCCAAGCUGGGCGGCGUGCCCUUCAAGCCCUCCUCGCACCUCCUGAAGGCCUGCCACAAGAAGGGCAACAUGCUGCCGGUGUUCUGCGUGGUGGAGCACUACGAGAGCCCCAUCGAGUUCGACAGCAAGGAGGAGCACGCCGAGUUUGUGCUGGUCAGGAAGGACAUGCUCUUCAACCAGCUCAUCGAGAUGGCCCUGCUAUCACUGGGCUACUCACACAGCUCGGCUGCCCAGGCCAAAGGGCUGAUCCAGGUGGGCAAGUGGAACCCCGUGCCCCUGUCCUACGUGACGGACGCGCCCGACGCCACAGUGGCGGACAUGCUCCAGGACGUCUACCAUGUGGUCACCCUGAAGAUCCAGUUGCACAGUUGUCCUAAACUGGAAGAUUUGCCGCCCGAGCAGUGGACCCACUCUACAGUAAGAAAUGCCCUCAAGGAGUUACUCAAAGACAUGAACCAGAGCUCUUUGGCAAAAGAAUGUCCCUUAUCACAGAGUAUGAUUUCCUCCAUUGUGAACAGCACUUACUAUGCAAAUGUGUCUGCGGCGAAGUGUCAGGAAUUUGGGCGCUGGUAUAAACAUUUCAAGAAGACAAAAGAUAUGAUGGUCAUGCGCCAACCCUCCCAGCUGGAGGGCUACCUGGGGACGUGUGUCCUCCACGACAGCCCGCGUGGCACCACAGUAGCAGAGAUGGACGGCUUGUCAGAGCUGUCCCCACCGGGCCCAAACCACAUGAGCUUCAGCCAGCAGCCCAUCCCGGGCAGCACAGCCGAGCAGUCGCCCUCGCCAGUCACGCUGCCCCAUAGCGGGCAGGCGCCCGGCCGUGCCCAGCUCCCCGGCCUGCACCCGGGCUUGGUGUCCACGCCCAUCAGCCCACAGCUGGUCAACCAGCAGAUCGUCAUGGCACAGAUCCUCAACCAGCAGUACGCCGUCAACCGGCUGCUGGCCCAGCAGUCGCUCAGCCAGCAGUACCUGAACCACCCGCCUGUCAACCGCUCGCUCAACAAGCCGCUCGACGCCCAGGUCACGUCCAACACCGAGGUGUCGUCCGACAUCUACCAGUGGGUGCGCGACGAACUAAAGAGGGCAGGCAUCUCCCAGGCUGUGUUCGCCCGAGUGGCCUUCAACAGAACCCAGGGCCUGCUAUCAGAGAUCCUGCGUAAGGAGGAGGACCCCAAGACGGCCUCCCAGUCUCUGCUGGUCAACCUGCGUGCCAUGCAGAACUUCCUGCAGCUGCCCGAGGCCGAGCGCGACCGCAUCUACCAGGAGGAGCGCGAGAGGAGCCUGACGGCCGCCUCCGCCAUGGGGCCCGCCCCUCUCAUCAGCACCCCGCCCGCCCGGCCUGUGCAGGUACACCACGACAACGAUGCCCCACUUCCACGCUCUGACCAAUCCUAUAUGAUCAGCACCACACCCGUCUGGCCCGUAAAGCCGAGGAGAGAGGAAUGUAACAAUGUGAGACCUGAAGACUGGAACCCGAGAAUUCCUGUAGGAAUCUCACCUGUGAGUAAAUCACCCAGCCGCGUGACCAAUAGGGUGAAGCCCUCCCCCCUGCCCACUGAGUGGAACGGGAAGUCGGAGAGCUGCGUGCUCAACAUCACCUCCUCCAUCUACGACGAGAUUCAGCAGGAGAUGAAACGCGCCAAGGUGUCCCAGGCCAUGUUCGCCAAGGUGGCCGCCUCCAAAAGCCAGGGCUGGCUGUGUGAGCUGCUUCGCUGGAAGGAGGACCCGUCUCCGGAGAACCGCACGCUGUGGGAGAACCUGUCCAUGAUCCGUCGGUUCCUAAGCCUGCCGCAGGCAGAACGCGACGCCAUCUACGAGCAGGAGAGCAACGGGGGGCAGCAGCAGCAGCAGCACCACGGCGAGCGGCCCUCACACCUGCUGCACAUGCCCGCCGACCCUCAGCAGCAGCCUCCAUCCCAGAUGCAGCAUCCUAUGCCCCAGUCUCACCACACUCCUCCACACCAGCCCCAUCAGCAGCCCCAGCACCAUCAGCAGCACCACCAUCAGCACCAACAGCAACAGCAGCAGCAGCAGACAGGGCCCAGGCUGCCCCCACGCCAACCCUCCACCGCCUCCCCGGCCGAGAGUGAGGACGACAGCGGGCGCAAGUCACGGCCGCCCAGCCGCAUCUCCCUGGAGGCGCUGGGCAUCCUGCAGAGCUUCAUCCAGGACGUGGGGCUCUACCCGGACGAGGAGGCCAUCCACACGCUCUCAGCCCAGCUGGACCUGCCCAAGCAGACCAUCAUCAAGUUCUUCCAGAACCAGCGCUUCUACGUCAACCACCCCGGCAAGAGCAAGGAGUCGGCCGGCUUCUCUCCGGUGACCCCAGCAGUGGUUGCUGCGGCGGCAGCGGCAGCCGCCGCCACCACCACCACCACCACCACCGGCAUGGCCGAGCAGGAGCUGACAGACUUCAAGGAGGGCGGCGAGCUCCUGGACGGGCUGGACGAGGGCACCCAGACCAACAGCACCAUCUUCUCCAUCAAGCUGGAGGAGCACCUGGCGGCCGAGAGCCAGGCACAGGCUGAGCAGGAGGCCAAGGAGUAGCCAGUAGCUCUCCUCUCACCUUCUCUCUCUAGGUCUGUGGUCUGAACGAGUGUCUCUCUUCCUUUUAGUCUCUCUCUCUCUCUCUUAUUGCUCAUUUUCUCUCUUUCUCCUUUUUCUCUCACUCUUUCUCUCGACUCAUCGUAUGGCCAACACCGAUGGACUCUGUUGCAGACAGACUCAGUUGAUGCUGCGGUGUUCUGCCUUGCCCAUUUUGUAAAUCCUGUAUUAUUCACUGUAAAGACUGACGCAUCAUUUAAUAACCCGCACAAAAAAAAGAUAAAAGAUGAAAACGGAAAAAAAUCUAAGUCUGUUGCUGUGGAUAAUUGCUGACUGCACUUGAUGUCUGUUGUUUUUACACUGAUUUUGAGCUACUGAUUUACCAUUUAAAAAAUGAAUUCAAUGGAGUUUGAUAGACUUUGAUAGAUGUUUACGUAUGUGGUGUUAACUGGAUUUUUAAACGCAUAUGAAACUGAAGCAAAGAGGAGGACCAGGCCUUAAUGUUGAGGUACGGAGUCUAGAACCUGCUGACUGAUUUGUUAUUCUCUUAAAAAAUAAAUGAAUAAACAUACAAAUAAAUAAAAACAACUCAGUGUGACAAAUCACUCAAACUCUGGACCCUCUGAUCUUUGGGCUCAUUGGGGAGUUUAGCUCAAUCUUAUCAUUUGUUUGGAAGAAAAGAUAAAUAUAUUAUAUAAACAUAUAUUAAUUGUAAAAAAUAUACAGUCUUAAAGAAAACUAUGCCAACAAAUGCCUUGUACUAUAUGGCACUGCCGAUGUUAAGAUUAUUUUGCAAACCUUUGUCACUGUAAUUUUCGGGAUCUCCAAGCAGUUAGAAAGAAAUGUGAAUCACAACCUAUGUUUGUUUGUUUAUUUCCAUGAUUUUUGUUGUCCUACGUUAUUUAUUUGCAGUUCAUGCAGUAUUCUGAUGUAAUUAUGAUUUUGGAAAGUUUCUGUUACAUAGCGCUUUUUAUUUUACUGAACUUUUUCUAUUUAUAAAUGUCAUUUUGAUGGGCAGUAAAAUCAAAAGUGUCUUAACAUUUUAAAUGGAAAAUGUGCUUUAAUGGUUGCCUAUGAAAAAGUGCUGUAUGUCGAGCAACUCAUGCUAUAAGCUUCACAAUUAAUGUUGUAUGCAAUUUUUACUAUCAUGCAAAUAAGCUUAGGUCAAUUACUAACCUAUAGGACACCUUAGAGAGAAAAACAUAUGCAAUUUGUGUGAAAAUAGAUGUUUGCCAUGUGUCUUCCUUUGGUUAACAAUCCAAUUCGAAGCUAUUCCUGUAUAAAUACUCUGUAUAAAAAAGUGUUUCUUUUUUUAUGAGUUUAAUGCAAUGAGAACACCAGUUAUUUUGUUACAACUGACUGUUUUAUAAGUGUUUCUCUGUUUCUUUAUGCAGAAAUGUUCUAACUAGGAGUGGUUAUUGAUUGUUAAUGACACAAUUAAACUGUUUGUAUUGUA